Glycine soja is the source of this 1190-nucleotide messenger RNA. RefSeq names its product E3 ubiquitin-protein ligase ATL41-like. Bases 125 to 913 code for a protein of 262 amino acids. The transcript is spliced from 2 exons. Lineage: Eukaryota; Viridiplantae; Streptophyta; Magnoliopsida; Fabales; Fabaceae. The record is from RefSeq and is a predicted model, not a curated record.
GCAUAAGAAACCAACCAACACAAGAAAGACAUCCAUUCCUCACUCGGUUCUUUUCUUCCAUCAGAGAAAUACUCUCUCUCUCUCUCUCUCUCUUUCUUUUCUCUCUCACACACAAAACAGAAUCAUGGAUGUCUUCGAUAACGAUCACGACCAUGACGAACCAUUUGUUCGAUACCACAGUAACGUUAACAGAACAAUACUGUACGUGUCCAUGGUUUCCUUCAUAACAGUCUUGUUUCUCGUCUUCGCACUCUACCUCUACGCCCGGUGCGUCCUAAGGGGCCGGUCCCGCAACCGCGCCGCCAUUCGACGUCUCACCAUCGCCGCGCUUCACGUCUCUGACCUCGACGCAGCCGCCGCCGCACACCGACACGCCGAACCACCCAACGCGGGCCUCGACCCUGCCAUCAUAGCGUCGCUUCCAACCUUCGCCUCCAGAACGAAGGUUCUAGAAAAUGGUGGUGAUGGUGGCGGAGGAGGGGCCACCGUGGUGGAGUGUGCUGUGUGCUUGAGUGCUCUAGAAGGUGAAGAAAAGGCCAAGUUGCUUCCCAACUGCAACCACUUUUUUCACGUGGAUUGCAUUGAUAAGUGGCUGGGUUCCCACUCCACGUGUCCUAUUUGUCGAGCCGAGGUGAAGCCGCAGCUUCAACCACAGCAUCGUGAGGGUCCUGUGGGUCUUUCUCUUCACAGUGCACGUACACUGCAUAGUAGGGUGGAGGGUGAUGAUGAUGACAACAACAAUAACGAUGAAUCAUCAAAAAUUAAUGAUUCUAAUUCACGGUUGAGCUCGUUUAGGAGGAUUCUCAGUAGGCAAAGAUCUUCAAGAAGAGUCCAACCGUCUGGCCACGAUGAUGAGGAUGGUGGUGUUGAUCAAGAUUUGGAGAGACAUGAUGAACAUAGAAGGGAGGUAUAGUUGCUGCUAUGGUUUGGAGAGAUGUUUCAUGUUUGUUCAAUACAAAUUGGAAUUUCAUCUUAGGUAAUAUACAAAAAUGUAUAUUAAAAAUCUGUUUAAGUUACUAAGGUAAAUCUUUUCUUUUAAUUGAAUAACAUCACUAAAAACAUUUAGAGAAUUAAAUCUAAGUUUUUGUCUUUUGAUUUUUCUUUUUGGAGCUUUAGCGUUGACUUGUUAAUAUGAAAACUACAUGUGAGCUUGGCUAAUACUACAUUAACUGGUCAUUUUUUUUUUUUAA